UGAACGCAGACAUUGGGGAUUGAAUUCAAAGAGCCAAGUUUAGAUUGUCUGUCUAAUGUCUCAAGAAGCUACGAUCAUAGCAGUUGAUAAUAGUGAUUACAUGCGAAAUGGGGACUUCUUCCCAACACGUCUGCAGGCGCAAAAUGAUGCUGUUGGUUUGAUCUGUCAGAGCAAACGCCAACGCAAUCCAGAGAAUACCAUUGGUUUGUUGUCCCUUGCAAAUACCGAGGUACUCUGUACGCUAACAAAUGAUGUGAGUAAGAUAUACAAUCGUCUACACCUUGUGGAGCCAAAAGGCAGCAUCAUCUUCUGCUCAUCAAUAAGGAUAGCCCACCUCGCACUUCGUCAUCGUCAAUUGAGACAUCAGAAAAUGAGAAUCGUAUGUUUCAUCGGUAGUCCUAUAUUAGAGGAUGAAAAAGAAUUAACUAGGCUUGCCAAGCGUCUCAAAAAAGAGAAAGUUAAUGUCGAUAUUAUUAAUUUUGGUGAGAAUGAAACAAAUGAGCAAAAGUUAUCAGAAUUCAUCGACACACUGAAUGGAAAGGAUGGGACAGGUUCUCACCUCAUAUCUGUUGCCCCGGGGACAGUCUUACAUGAUACUUUGAUGACCAGCCCCGUUGUUGCUGGUGAGGAUGGUUCUGGGAUGGCUGGUGCUGGGUUAGGCUUGGAGUUUGGAUUAGAUGGGGCAGAGGAUCCUGAUCUACUCUAUGCCCUCAGAGUAUCAAUGGAAGACCAGCGCAUGCGUCAAGAACAUGAGGUUAAUGGAGAUGGUAGUAAUACUUCAGUCGUAGCAACAUCGUUACCAGCUGGGUCAGGAACAUCCGAAGAAGCUAUGCUUCAGCAGGCUUUGGCUAUGUCAAUGCAAAUGAAUAAUACCGAAUCUUCAUCCUUGCCUAUGGAUAUCGACCUGGCAGCUAUGUCAGAAGAAGAUCAGAUAGCAUACGCACUGCGCAUGUCUUUACAACAGAUGGGGGAGGAAACGACUCAACCUACCACCACUACAUUGGAGUCCAACCAGACUAUUGUUGAACCCUCUGGUGUGGCUAUGGAUAUAGAUCAGACUCCAACUAAAGUCACUGAAAAUCCGAAAUUAUCUCCUAAUCCCGGUACAUUGGCAGCUGCAACAUCAGCUUUCAACUCGUCAACUGUCCCUACAUCUGCUGACUUGGACGUUAUGUACGAUGCUGAGUUUUUGGAAUCGGUUUUACAAAGUUUGCCUGGUGUGGAUACUCAGAAUGAAGAUGUUCGCAAGGCUAUAGAUGCUCUAACUAAGUCCCAGUCACAGAGAAGUUCAAAAAAAGAUGAAAAAGAAGAUGAGGAUAAGCAGAAUAGUUAAGGAGCGGUGUAUUGAUUUUCAAAUUCGCGAUGAUUAAUUGUUUGGGUUCUUAUUUUUGACAGUGGUGAAUAUACGCAUUCUUAGCUAAAGUUAUUGCGCUUCAUCCUUCUGUUUCCUUAUUUAGAGAGUAAAUAUUGUUCCAAAAAAUGAUUUACAUUGUUCUUUUGUGUGAUUUACUUGUUUACAGACUUAAGCGUUUAUAGUGAUGCUUCGUUUUCGUUUUCGUCAGUCUGUAAUAUUUAUCAGUUAUCUGUUUGUAUAACAUUCAAUACAUAUAUGACACAAUAACUAGGAGGGGUAUUUUUACAUUAACUUCUUGUUCGCUGUCACAUUUCUUGCCAAAUUACAAUUACCCCUCAAAUGCUGAACCUACAACACCAUAACUACGUGCUUGUAAACCGUACUAAUGCCACAUAAGCAGUGAUAGGUAGGACGUUGAUCCAAUAGGUAAUGAGAAGUUGAACAAGAUAGUUUGUUUGAACUAUACGAGAUAACAGUAGAUUGGACUGAUAUACCUAUGUCCUAUGUUCUUUAUGAUGAUUAUCUAUUUGAUUUUGGGUGGUCGUAGACUCUUGUAGUAAAUUCAGGGGUGUUGUUCUGACUUGCUCACGCACCCAAAAACAGUGAGUUUAAUUAUUCAGGUGUUAUGCAUAUAAUAUAAAAUAUGUUACCCCGUAUUUUCUUGACUAUAAACGUAACACGAAUAAUAAAUCUCAGUAGGUACAUUACGGGGACAUCUGCAAUACAAAUCUGGGUAAUGUAUUUAGUCGUUUAACUGUAAUCUAUGAAUGACAAAAGCUUCCAAAAUAGUAAGUGACUGGAAUAUGGGUUUUUAAUUGUGAAAAUACUAAGGUAUCAUGAACCAAAUUAAAUAUACAAACAGAUGCUCAGGAUUGUUUGGAGUCUCAGGAUUUCGAUUCUACGCCUGAAAGGUGAACGCUACUAAAUUGACAAUCCUUCGACUAAUCAGUGUUGUAUUAUGUUAACUAUUUGGUCACUGGUUAUUAUCCAAUAAACGUUAAUGAAGCAACAUAACAGUUUUAUAUUAAUCAAUGAAAAAUUCCCAUUAUAUUAAAACAAUUAUAUGAACGAAGUAUAUUUUUCCAAUAAUAGUUUUAUAUUACCGAUUUAUUUCAUCUGUACACUGGGUAUUUUAAAUUGAGUUUGUGGCUCAUUUCAAAUCUAAAGACUUAUCACAUAAGCAUGUACUUGGUAAUUUAUUUACAUUAAAAUGUUUGAUGAUAAAA
Molecule: messenger RNA, 2580 nt
Organism: Schistosoma curassoni
Lineage: Eukaryota; Metazoa; Platyhelminthes; Trematoda; Strigeidida; Schistosomatidae
Source: the annotation of a GenBank genome assembly